CGUUGUUAGUGAAGCCAUCGGUACCAUUUGAUAGUCCAUUUGCAAUUGCAUCACUUACAAAAGUGGACAAUAAGGAGGAACGGCGAGAGGAAAAGCCAGUUAUGCACGAUGCUGCUCCGUCAGUAUCGGAACAACGAGAUUCGUUGAAUAUCUCGGACGAUGGUGGUGAGAGUCCUGAUGAAAAUGGCAAACGAAAACAGCGAAGGUAUCGGACGACAUUCAGUGCCUAUCAAUUGGAUGAACUUGAAAAAGUCUUCGCACGUACACACUAUCCCGAUGUUUUCACAAGAGAUCGCUAUCCAUAG
Cooperia oncophora is the source of this 305-nucleotide messenger RNA. The record is from the annotation of a GenBank genome assembly. NCBI's taxonomy places the organism in Eukaryota, Metazoa, Nematoda, Chromadorea, Rhabditida, Trichostrongylidae.